AUGUUUAUCCUCACCGAGAUCGAGGACACGAUCCGCGUCGAGCCCAAGUACUUUGCCAAGGAGAGCGCGCAGGCGAUCUCUGACCAAAUCAACGCGAAAUACGCGAACCGCAUUUUGCAAGACGUCGGCCUAUGCAUUUCUGUGCACGAUAUCCAAAAGGCGAGCGAGGGGCGCGUGCGCUGGGGCGACGGGUGCCUGUACUAUACCGUACUAUUUCGUCUGGUCGUCUUUCGGCCAUUUACGAACGAAGUGCUCGUCGGCCGCAUCUCCUCGUCGACCAGCGAGGCGAUUCGCGUGUCGAUGGGCUUCUUUGACGAUAUCUACAUUCCCCCGCACUUGCUCCCGACGCCGACUGCCUUUGACUACCAGGAACAGGCGUGGUUCUGGCUCCUGGACCCUGCAUCCGACGAGCACUGCGCCGAUCCGCUGCUCUCUGCGCCAGAAGAGCGCAUGUACCUCGACGUCGGCGAGACAAUACGCUUUGCGAUCGAGUCAGACAACUUUUUCGACCUCGAGCCGGGGCCUGCGGUCGGCGAGGGGAAGCUCGGCGAGACGCCGCAGGGCGUAGGCAGCAUCCCCGGCGCGCCGGGCGCCAAAGGCGCGGCGAACUAUUCGUCGUACAAGAUUAUUGGAUCUAUUGCCGGACAGGGCCUGGGCCUUGUGUCGUGGUGGGCCGGUGCCGAGCAGGUAUCGGUCGAGGGAUGA
Molecule: messenger RNA, 705 nt
Organism: Malassezia japonica
Lineage: Eukaryota; Fungi; Basidiomycota; Malasseziomycetes; Malasseziales; Malasseziaceae
Gene: rpc25
Product: DNA-directed RNA polymerase III complex subunit Rpc25
Exons: 2
Coding region: 1-705 (234 amino acids)
Biological process (GO): DNA-templated transcription; transcription initiation at RNA polymerase III promoter
Cellular component (GO): RNA polymerase III complex
Molecular function (GO): DNA-directed RNA polymerase activity; DNA binding
Source: RefSeq, a predicted model, not a curated record